Molecule: messenger RNA, 2937 nt
Organism: Naumovozyma dairenensis CBS 421
Lineage: Eukaryota; Fungi; Ascomycota; Saccharomycetes; Saccharomycetales; Saccharomycetaceae
Gene: TBS1
Product: Tbs1p
Exons: 1
Coding region: 1-2937 (978 amino acids)
Biological process (GO): regulation of DNA-templated transcription
Molecular function (GO): DNA-binding transcription factor activity, RNA polymerase II-specific; zinc ion binding
Source: RefSeq, a predicted model, not a curated record
AUGGAUCAACGGAUGCAUGCACAGGCUUUCGCUGGCUUCGAACAGACUACUCAGGAACCACAAUCCUGGUCACAACCACAACGACAUGCUAUGGGCAAUGGACACGGAAAUGUACCUGUUAUGCCUUCACCUAUUCCAAACAUAGCAAUGCAUACUGGUAACUUCAAUAAUGACAUUCCUUAUGGGCAAACUAGCAGAGUAAUACCAGGCACGGGCUUCACUUCCUUAAACAUGACUCCUUCUCACUUUCCCUUACAGAACACCAAUCAACAGCAAUUGCCAUUACCAUUAGUUAAUGACAUAGACAGAAAUAUUGCACCAUCAUUUCGUUUUGGUUCCAUUUCACCAACAUCUUUUAUCUCAAAUAAUAACAAUAGUAGUAAUAGUAGCACAGCCACUACUACCAAUAAUACAAAUACUCCCUCAUCACCAUUUGGGUUCCCUAAAAAGAGAGGAACAAGAGCUUGUGAUUACUGUAGGAAAAGGAAAAUAAAGUGUUCCGCCGUUGACCCCAAAACAAAGAAAUGUCCCAACUGUGAUAAAAACAAUAUGAAAUGUACUUUCAAAUUCCACAUGGAAUUAGAAAAGAAGAAGAGGUUAAAAGAUGCUGAAUUCUACGAUGACGGUACAAUAGAUUUUUCAGAUCAAGGAAUAGAGUCAUUCUCAUCAAUGAUGAUGACGAAUGACCAAAUUGGACACUUACUGGAUGAACUGAAAGAGUAUAGGAGGAAAAAUGAACAAAGUAAUGCAGCUGUUGAUAUGCUGGAUAGGAAACUUCACAUAUUUAAAACAUAUUCGACGAAAAUAAGAUCCGCAUUCCAAGACUAUGUAAAGAAGAACCAUGAGACAGAAAGUGUAGACAGAAAACAUUUACUCCUACCUAAAAGGAAAAGAUAUUCCACUAAGGUAUUAUCAACUAGAUACGUAUAUUUAGUUAAGGGGAAACUGCAACCAUCAAUGAAUAAAGAUGAGUUCUUUCUACCUAUAACGAAACUUUUUGAUAUGACGUCCAAAUGGUACGUUUUACAGUUGAAAAAAUUUAUUGAUUACUCAAGAUUUUGCCCACAUGAUGAUGAUACUGGUAUACAGUUGGUAUUCCCACUUCCAGAAAAGGCAAAAACAAUACGGCUGUUGGAAUAUUUAUCUUCUUCAUCAUUGUACUUACCAAUACUGUCCAUCAAUUCAGAUAAGUGUAAAUCACUUAUUGAGAAGUAUUAUAAUUUCGAGGAAUCAAAUCUUACUAUUGAAGAAUCAUUUCUCCUAAACGUUUGUUUAUGCAACGGUGUUACUGCUGCAAGAGAAGUAUCUUCCACGGAAUGUUAUCGGUUGAGAAAAGAUAAUAAUUGCCCUUUAAAGGAUGAAGUAUUUCGAAUUGAAACUCAAUGUUUUUUAAACGCGAUAUCUUACUAUCAUCAAUAUUACAGUUGUUCAUAUAAUUCGAUUUCCAUGCAAUCUCUUAGAUCACUCUUAAUGUUUGUGGAAUAUAUACGAAUUAAUAUGAGUUUUGAAUUGGCAGCCCCAUUUUUAUUUACGGCGAUCAAUAUAGCUGUUCGAUUGGGUCUCAAUUCAGAAUCUUAUUAUAAAAAUAUGAAUUUAGAAUCGUUCCAAGAGGCCAGAAUGCUAUGGGAUUAUUGUCGUAGACUGGACAAUUUAUUCGCAUUCGCUUUAACUAAGAAUCCUGUCAUUGGACAUGAUUGGUUCAAUAUUUCAGAUGAAGAAUAUUACCUCAAAAUAUUCAAAAUCAUAUCAUCUCAUUCUUCAUCCUCCGCAUCAAAAAGAGCACUCGAGGUAACCGCUAAGGACGAUGAUGAUGAUGAUGAUGGAACUCAAAUAACACAACUGAUUAAAAUCAUUGCUAAUGACCCGAGUAAUGUUUCUAUAGUCUUAGAUUAUUAUAUGUCAAGGCUUAUAGAGAUAGAAUCGAACAUAAACAAAGUUUGUUUUGCCUUAAAAAGUUGUCAUAAUAAACCAUUUGAUGAAAUUUUGGAUAAUGUUUGUAAAUUGAACGACGAUCUUAAGCAAUGGCAAGAAAAUUUACAUCCAUAUAUGAAAAUUGAAUGUUACGAGAAAUAUUUGUCAUUAUUGUUCUCACAAGAAUCGUUAACGGAUACUACGAAAGCGUUUGAAUUUACUAGUUGUUACGUUUUAAGAUGUAACUUCCAAUUACUAUAUCUGAAAAUAAUUUUAGGUUCAUUUGCUGUUAAUUUUUUAAAUGAUAAUAAAAAUCUGUUUGAGCAUUCGCUAGGUUAUAAUAUUCCUGAAUUUCUUCAAAAAGCUACAGAUUCCAUUAAGGAUUCUAGCAUAGAAAUGUUGAGAUUAUUCUUAAAGACCGAUUUUCAAACAUACAUUUACAGAGAGAUAUUAUAUUAUCUACUUACUGGGAUAUUUUCACUAUUGUUCCAUGCUAUCAAAAAUAUAGACGAUCCUGACAAAUUAGAUAUAGUAUAUGUAAUUGAAUUGUUGGAGAAAUGCCAUGUCCAUCUUCUUGGAGAAGGAGAGGAACUUUUAGAGUGUCGCAACAUAAAUUGGACUACAGCUUUGGCAUUUUUCACGUUUCUGAUGAAUCUCGUUAGCAGUUAUUUCACCGAAAAAAAUCCUCAAUUCAAUAAUGUAUUCAAUUACAAUAGUAAUUACUAUUCAACCUUUUUAGAGAAAUUAAUUAAUAUCUGCAAUAAUAUUGGAAUGGAGAACUCCCAGAUCCUAUCCAAAUGUUUGAAACCCAAGAAUGCGAAUGAUGACGAGAGAAAACUUGAUAUCUUUAAAGACAUACAAAAUUCAACAUUACCUGAUUUCAAGAAGUACCUUUCGGCAGAUGAUACACCGCAAAAACAGGAAUAUGGUUAUAGAUUUUUGGAUAGUACGUUCUUUUACGAUCGUGAUUUCAAACUUCAAGAUUUGUUACAAAAAAACGAUUACCAUUAUGCAAAUCUUAUAUGA